Messenger RNA from Suillus subaureus, 459 nucleotides. RefSeq lists its product as uncharacterized. Lineage: Eukaryota; Fungi; Basidiomycota; Agaricomycetes; Boletales; Suillaceae. The record is from RefSeq and is a predicted model, not a curated record. Bases 1 to 459 code for a protein of 152 amino acids. The transcript has 3 exons.
AUGCCCGAACUGGGCGUCGUCAAUGAACAGGAAUUCGACACCAUGGACCGGGCUAUCUAUGAGGCCGGAUGGCAUGGUCUUGCCCCACUAAUCAACAACCACAAUUACUACCAUGGUGGCAAUUAUACCUUCCUCCGCUGCGCUGGAUUCGAUAUCACCAGAUACGACCCCACCAACCCCGAGGUCGUGCAAUUCUAUACUAACCAAAUUAUCAUCGACUUCACAGCCUCACAUACGCCGAGGAUCCCGCGAUCUUUGCUUAUGAGACCGUCGUAUGUCAAGGAGCUUGCCCCCACCAAACUUGUCAUUGACAGUACUUACAGCAUCAAUGCAAUGCACCUCUCCAUCCCCACUAUCGACAUCUUCUCCGAUCACUUCUAUCCACCUGACAUCGCGGAGCUGCAAAGUGACAUCAGCGUCGACCAAUCCGUGAACAACGCAUACAUCGCUGGAGAAUAG